AGGGAUGCGUCUCUACUAAAAGAAAAAAAACCCGAAACACACACACACACACACUUCAAAAUUGAUAAUUUGUUUUGUUCCAAGUCUAAACCUUCUAUUGUCUCUCGCACAGAAACCAGCAGCCGUACUUGCAGUGACCAUGUCCGUCACUGUGAACACCGUUUCCGGUGGCCCGAUCACGCUCGACGCGAGCGCGGAGAACAUCUAUGGCUUCCACCCUGGUCAGAUUGUGCACUUCACGAAGAGUCUUCGCAACGGCAAGGUAGCUCUUAUUCGCGGCACCCACGAGGGUCUGAUUUGGUUUUCCGUUUUCUCCAACGUCGCCGCCGCUGCCACCAAGGAGGCUCUCGACGCCCCGGCCGACACGGUGAGUUGCCGCGGCAAGGAGGAGCUAAUCCGUCAGUAUGGGUGGAUGGUCGAUGACACAACUAACCCCUUUGCACAGGCACAGGCUGAGUGA
Leptomonas pyrrhocoris is the source of this 460-nucleotide messenger RNA. RefSeq lists its product as hypothetical. The record is from RefSeq and is a predicted model, not a curated record. The coding region runs from base 140 to 460 and encodes 106 amino acids. NCBI's taxonomy places the organism in Eukaryota, Euglenozoa, Kinetoplastea, Trypanosomatida, Trypanosomatidae. The transcript has a single exon.